This is a messenger RNA of Fusarium poae, 2169 nucleotides long. RefSeq lists its product as uncharacterized. Bases 1 to 2169 code for a protein of 722 amino acids. The record is from RefSeq and is a predicted model, not a curated record. NCBI's taxonomy places the organism in Eukaryota, Fungi, Ascomycota, Sordariomycetes, Hypocreales, Nectriaceae. The transcript has 4 exons. Gene Ontology annotation, molecular function: protein binding.
AUGCGUAGUAGCAAGAUGACCUCCCUGAGCGAUACUUGCACUGUCUUUACCACAUCUGAUGCAGCUGACAAUGGGCUUCAGCCUUGUUCAGUCGAACUUCUUCGAUUCGUAGCUAUCGCACAAAGACUUGGUGUCGACUUCCUUUUCUUCGGCUCUCGAGAGUAUGGUCUUCCACUCGAUGGCGACGGUGCUUCAGGUGUUGUAACGACACGUCCUUUGACCGCGCAAGCUAGUUUUUCUUUCAAGAGCUUUAAAAAAACUGCUGAUCUCACACAAAAAGCUUCUAUCUACCGAGCUUUAAUAUCAGAGAUCUAUAUCCUACAACACCCGCUCAUCAAGAACCACCCAAACUUCGUCAGAUUAUACGGCGUGGGUUUCGAUGUCGCCCGAAAUUAUAGUGACGAGGGAGAAGGUUUACCCGAGAUCUGGCCUACCCUUAUUCUCGAGAGAGCCAAGGACGGAAAUCUUGCCGCCUUCCUUGGAGCUUCUGAACGUACUCUUGUCUAUGUUCCAUUCACCGCAGGUUGGCAGGCACCUGAAUGGCACCGACGGGCAUUUCCUGUUUCAAGCGCAAAACGCAUGGAUGUUUUUACUUACGGUAAGCUCUGUGCUUGGAUCUUGCUAGGUGGACGGCUGAGCACUACAUCCAUACCUCUGGAGGAUCGGAGGAGCCUGGUGGGAUCCAUUCUGGAGUACCACUUCAACAGGGUCGCUGGACCAGGAUCAGGCGCUGGCCAUCGAGAUAGACAGACUGCCCCAGGUUCCUUGCAAUUUGCCUUUGGAACCGCUAGGAAUGAAAAAGACAGCUUGGAAUGGCUAAGAAAGAGCGGCGUUGACAUUGAGUACGUCGAAAGGAAGCUUGAAUAUGUGGCGAGCCGUGGCAGCUACUAUGGUCCAUUCCAACAUGAUGAUCUGUCCGAAUAUCUCGAGUACGAUACAGGGUGGGAGUAUGCAACGACAGGUCUACUCGAUGAAGCCAUUGCAGCUCUCCAAACCGAGAUACAAGGAAAGGUCGAGCACACUGUCAUCCACUCACGCCUACAUUUACAAUCAGUUCUUGCCCACCUUUUGAGCUACCGUGGAGGCGUUGAAGACCGCGAAAGGUCUCUCAAGCUCCGGAUCGAUAUCGCACAAGAUACAGAACAAGAGCUGGGUGAAGAACAUGCUGAUAGUCUUCGGGCUAAGGCUUUUCUCGCAGUCUCACUAAGAAAUCGACAAAGAGCGGAAGAGGCCGAACCAAUCCAACGACGUGUCCUUGAGAUCCGCCGCAAAACACGCAAAUCUGACCACCCAGACAUUCUUCAAUCCAUGGGAGAUCUCGCAUACACUCUGUCUCUAAUAUAUCCAGAAAACCUCGAAGAAUCGAUAGAAUUGCUUCAACAAGUCUACGAAUCGCACGUGAAUAUAUUUGGACACUCGAACCGCAAAACUAUUGAUUCGUUGAGCCAGCUGAUAAAGGUGCUUGAUAAAGCUGGGAAGAAAGCUAUGACUGAAAAUAUGUGUCGACGGAAUUUGGAUGUUUGCAUACCGUCACUCCCUGCUAGACACCCAAGCAUAGUCGAAACCCAAAUCACGUUAGCCAGAACUCUUCUGGACUCUGGAAGAGAUGAUGAAGCGGUAGCUUUAGCCGAGGAUUGGAUUAAAGGAUCUGCCGAAGAGCUGGCAAGAAUUGACGGGGGAAUCAUUGAUCUCGUCAGAUCUACUCUUGUCAAGUCAGUUUCUAAAAAUCAGGGCCAUAGGUGGGUAGACCUAGCAGAGAGGCUAUCGUCGCUUUCCGAGAUGCGCUACGGGAGUAAGAGUAGAGAUGCCAUCCGUGACAAAGCAAGGGUCGGCCUUUUACUCUACCAGUCGAACCGGUUUAGAGAAUCGCAAACGGUAUGGAAGGAAGUAGCCCACGUUUGGGGUAAUGCAACGCCCAAGAACGAGCUAGAGGAAAUAAAUGCAGUUGCGUUUUGGGGGUUGAGCCUGCUGUACAAUGACCAGCUGGAAGAAGCUACCAAUGUAAUGCUGCAGCUGGGCCAUUUGUCAAAGGGCAAAGACGACAAGACUGUCAAAUCUACAGUGAGAGAGCUACGCCGGGUGGAGAAGGCUUGUCGUGCUGCAGGAUUGGAAGAGCAGGCUAGGUCGCUAGCACAGUUCAGUGACCAGGAGCUUUCAACAGUCACCUAA